Molecule: messenger RNA, 945 nt
Organism: Eublepharis macularius
Lineage: Eukaryota; Metazoa; Chordata; Lepidosauria; Squamata; Eublepharidae
Product: olfactory receptor 2D3-like
Exons: 1
Coding region: 1-945 (314 amino acids)
Biological process (GO): G protein-coupled receptor signaling pathway
Cellular component (GO): membrane
Molecular function (GO): olfactory receptor activity; G protein-coupled receptor activity
Source: RefSeq, a predicted model, not a curated record
AUGGGAGGUGACAACCUCACUUUCACUAAUGAAUUUGUCUUGGUGGGACUCUCCAGUGACCAUGAGACACAGAUUUUCCUCUUUGUGGUCAUUCUCCUCGUCUACUCAUUUACCCUUGUGGGGAACCUAGGGAUCAUCGUGCUCGUACAGACAGACUCUCACCUCCACACACCCAUGUAUUUCUUCCUCACCCACCUCUCGAGCCUGGAGAUUUGUUAUGUCAACUGCACCAUACCCCAGAUGCUGGCUCAUCUUCUCAUGGGUCAUGCAGAAUUGUCCUUAAUCCGUUGUGCAUUACAGAUGUAUGUAGCUUUGGCAAUGGCCACCGCUGAAGCAUUUUUGUUGAGUGUCAUGGCCUAUGAUCGUUUCUUAGCCAUCUGCCGUCCCCUGAUCUAUGCCACUGUCAUGAGAAGAUGGCACCAGUUACAACUUGCUUCAACAUGUUGGGUAGGUGGCUUUUGUGUUGCUGUCGUAUGUGUCAGCAUCACCUUUAGCCACCACUUCUGCAAUCCCUGCUGUGUCAACCACUUUAUCUGUGAGAUACCAAUGGUGUUGAAACUAGCAUGUGAUGAUACCCACACCACAGAAUUCAUAAUUUUUGUGUUUGCGGCAAUGGUCAUCUUCAUACCCAUUUCCGUUAUCUUGAUCUCCUAUGUGCUGAUUUUGCUUUCCAUGUUCCAAAUGCGUUCAGCCACUGGACUGCGCAAGGCCUUCUCUACAUGCGGCUCCCAUUUAGCAGUGGUCAUCAUGUUCCUUGGUGGAACCACCUUCACCUAUCUUAUACCCGAGUCAGGACGAUCGCCUGAUACCGACAAGCAAAUUGCAGUGUUUUACGUUGUGGUCACCCCUCUUCUAAACCCGAUCAUUUACACCCUGCGGAACAAAGAUGUCCAUGAGGCGAUGGCCAAGGCGCUGCAAAGACUGGGCUUUGCUAAGAAAAGCUGA